GGCCGGCAAGUUCUUGUUUCAUUAUUCUUUUGUUUCAUGGAAGGAAAGGGCGCCAUACUACUUGUUUUGUUCUGAAAUCUAGAUGACCCGACAUUCUUUCAAGUGCAAGCACAUUUAUGUAGGGAAGGACGUGAGAGGGAAGCCGGGCGAUCGCGUUAUCUUGUCGGAAGAUGGGCAAAUCUGGUGCAAGAAGUUGUAUCCUGACUGGUACUCCAACUGCAUCGGGACCAUAACGAGGGUCGAUGAGGACGGCAAGAUGUGUAACGUAGUGUGGGACGACCGUGAUCGACCAUAUCAUUACCACACAGGAUUCUUCAGCCUACAUCACCUUGUGCUGAUACCUGAGUCAAGAUUCACAUCUAGUCCUUACUUGGGAAGGUGGAAAUGGAAGGGGGGCAAUGACAAGGGGAAACUUGGGAAUCGAAAGCUUAACAGCAGUAAGAAGACUCUCUUACUCAUGAGAUAAUGAAUGACAUGGAAC
This is a messenger RNA of Guillardia theta CCMP2712, 481 nucleotides long. RefSeq lists its product as hypothetical. The transcript has 3 exons. The record is from RefSeq and is a predicted model, not a curated record. The annotation marks the transcript as partial. Lineage: Eukaryota; Cryptophyceae; Pyrenomonadales; Geminigeraceae.